CCGUAAGUCAGGGAAUCAUGAGGGUUAGUCUAGACAGUGGUGUACCUAUUGUUUUUGGUGUUCUUACUUGUUUGAAUGAUGAACAAGCAUUGGAAAGGGCCGGCUUGGGAGACAAAGAAUCUAAACAUAAUCAUGGAAUUGAUUGGGGCCGGUGCGCGGUUGAAAUGGCUGUUAAGAAUACUAAGUGGAUGUCCGGCACUAUUUAA
Messenger RNA from Racocetra persica, 206 nucleotides. Lineage: Eukaryota; Fungi; Glomeromycota; Glomeromycetes; Diversisporales; Gigasporaceae. The record is from the annotation of a GenBank genome assembly.